GGCGGGUGAGCGCAGCGCGGCCCGUUCUGCCGCCAGGCCCGGCCGAGGCCCUGGCGGUUCAUUGGUUGGAGCUGACUGUUGCUGAUUUCUUGUCUGAAAGGGCUGAUCAAAGGGCACCAGGAUCGGAUGAAAUUCAGAACAGGCUUCUAGAGCCGUAAGCAGAAGGCACAGGGUCACUGAGAUACAGGAACCGACAGCAGCAUGGAUGACCAUUCCCCUCAUGCCUUUGGUCUUUGUCAUGAAUUUAAACCUACUGUUCAUAGUACAAUUCCCAGGGCCAAAAGGCUGUUGGAUUCAGCAGAGCAGGUUCAGGCCCUGCAGUCAGCUAAGAAAGCUUGUGUGUUGAGUCACCUCUGUAGCACUCCCAAUCCAGCAGAGAAACUGCUGCUCUCUUCCCCAGAUUCUGCCUGCUUUCAAGGAUCCUCUUGUUUUUUGGAUGAUACUGGUCACAAUGACCUUGUUGCCAGUUCUGCUGCAUCAAAAUACAAUGAUGUAGCCAUCUCUCUAGAUACAACCAGAUGUUUUGAUGAUAGCGAGCCAGAUGACUCCUUGUUGGAACUGUCAGACAGCGAAGAAGGGAAUUCUCCUUUCAAUUACACUGAGGAAGAGAUCCAGGAAAUCUUGGCAGAUGAUUGUGUGGAAUCUGAGCAGUACCUAACUACAAAAAGCGCUCUGAGCCAAAAUGUAAAUGGAGAGAGUGAAAAGGAGGAGGGCAGCAGCUGCACUGGGGCAUCAGUCAUCAGUGACGAUGCAAACGUAACCUCAGAGAUCGCAGAGAAACCAAAUGAACCUCUGUCCAGAGAGUGUUCUUCAGUCGGUUCUGAAUGUUAUCCCAGCCUUUUGAAUGAAAGUGCUAGUUUGGAUGAGAACCAUCUGCAGUCAGCCCAAGUAACUUGCAUGUUAUUUGACCUUGAUAUUCAGGAGCUUCUGAGUCUCAGCCCCAUUGAUGCUGACUAUGUAGAUCUGCCUCUGGAGGACAAUUGUUUGGAGGAAGCAGAAAGAGAAGCUUCAGAAGCAAUCACAAAUGAUUGCCUAGAAUAUGAUAAAACUGGUAGUAGCUCUGUUCCUGAAGAAUCCUCGGAGGGGCUGAUGUCUAAUGGCUGGCAAAGCUGGAGGCAGGAUCACCUGGGAAGGAUUCCCUUUGCAAGCAGAGAUGUGUCUCGCUUCUGUGGUGAUGGUGUGGAAAGAUCCAUGCCCUCUUCUGGCCUUGCCUGUGGCCAGAGCGCAGCUGAGGAGAGUUCAGCACCUGUGUUGCCGAGGUGUCCCAUGCUGUCUGCUGGGUCCAGGAACCAAGAACUUUCCAAAGCAACAAAGAGCUGUUUUUCAAGGAAUUUAGACUCUCCAGAGGACGAUGGGGGGCAGGAAUUUUCAGAAGUUGAACAGCCAUCAAACAGCAUUAAAUUAAGUGAUACAGCUGUAGGCCAGAUUGGGCAGGAAGAGAUAACCAGUGGGAAGAAGCCAGGCAAAGUCAUUGCUGUGCCACAGAAGGAGGAAAGACUGAAUCAAUGGACAUGCAUUUUGGAAGCAGAGCUUGAGCAAAAGAAACACUUUUAUCCAGAGCAUGCACGUCCAUAUGAAGAAAACAGUAGCUCCUACACCAGAUCUCAGAUCGGUGACUGGUUUCCUCUUCACAUCUCUCCCUGGAGGAAUCUCAUCUCAGCAGAAUCUAGUAUAAAGGGGCCAAAUCCUCUGUUGGAGUAAACUGAUGCAACCC
Molecule: messenger RNA, 1714 nt
Organism: Grus americana (Whooping crane)
Lineage: Eukaryota; Metazoa; Chordata; Aves; Gruiformes; Gruidae
Product: S100P-binding protein-like
Exons: 5
Coding region: 202-1701 (499 amino acids)
Cellular component (GO): cytosol; nucleus
Molecular function (GO): calcium-dependent protein binding
Source: RefSeq, a predicted model, not a curated record